Molecule: messenger RNA, 1120 nt
Organism: Lacerta agilis (Sand lizard)
Lineage: Eukaryota; Metazoa; Chordata; Lepidosauria; Squamata; Lacertidae
Product: retinol dehydrogenase 16-like
Exons: 5
Coding region: 93-1046 (317 amino acids)
Source: RefSeq, a predicted model, not a curated record
UGCCUCCCCAUAAAUCCGUUUGGGCUGGAAAGAGUUCCGGAUUCCUCUGCAAGCGCUAAGCGAAGAAACAGUGGCUGCAGCAGUCUUUGGCAAUGUGGCUCUAUGUGGCGGCUCUGCUGGGUCUCUAUUUCCUUUUCCGACGGUACCGUGAGCAGCAAAUCUUGGGCAACCUGACGGAGAAGUAUGUUUUCAUCACUGGCUGCGAUUCCGGGUUUGGAAACUUGUUGGCCAGGAAACUGGACGCUCGGGGAAUCCGUGUCCUGGCAGCUUGCCUCACGCAGCAGGGGGCAGAAAAGCUGAAAGAAGCCACAUCGGAACGGCUGCAGACCACCCUCUUGGACGUGACCCAAACGGAAAGCGUGGCCAGAGCAGCAAAAUGGGCAAAAGGCAUUGUGGGAGACAAAGGCCUUUGGGGAUUGGUGAACAAUGCUGGCAUUUCAGUCCCAACUGCCCCCAAUGAGUGGCUGACCAAGGAGCACUUCAAGAAGAUCAUAGACAUAAACUUGCUUGGUGUGGUUGAUGUAACCAAACACAUGUUACCUUUGAUGAGAAGAGCCAAGGGGAGGAUUGUCAAUGUUUCCAGCAUAAUGGGGAGGAUAUCCUUGUUUGGUGGUGGCUACUGUCCAUCAAAAUACGCGGUGGAGGCUUUCUCUGACAGCCUCAGGCUCGAGCUUGCCGCCUUUGGAGUGAAGGUCUGUAUAAUAGAACCAGGCUACUUUCAAACGGCUAUCACAAAUGAGAAGAUAUUGGUAGACAACUUCAAUAGCCUCUGGAAGCAGCUCCCAGAGGAGACCAAGAAAGCAUAUGGGGAGCCUUACUUAAAUCAUAUGCUUGAUUCAACCAUUAAGAUGCAAAAAGGCUGCAAUCCCAACCUCUCUCUGGUUACUGACUGCAUGGAGCAUGCUCUGACAUCUGUGUAUCCCCACACUCGCUAUUCAGCCGGCUGGGAUGCCAAGCUGUUUUAUAUCCCUAUGAGCUACAUGCCAACAUGGCUGCCACACUGGAUAGUAAGCCGCUCUUACCCCAAACCAGCACAGAGCUUUUAGAGUGAUUGUUAAGUGUCAGAGGGGUUGGAAAGUAGAACCUCUUUUUCAGUAAAAAAUAAAAAUGUUUAAAAGAG